Molecule: messenger RNA, 975 nt
Organism: Taeniopygia guttata (zebra finch)
Lineage: Eukaryota; Metazoa; Chordata; Aves; Passeriformes; Estrildidae
Source: RefSeq, a predicted model, not a curated record
GCAGCUAUUACACUCUUAACGCAAUGAAGCAAAAGCUCCCCCGCGCCCCUCUAUAUGGGCGGCGGUCCGACCUGGUUGGGGACUGCAGCAAGGGGCCGGGCCGGGGCGGGCUCUUCGCGCGCCCUUCCCCCCCGGGCCGGGUCUUUGGCGCCAUCGCUCCCGCCGAAACCGCGCCCAGCCAGGACCGGCCCCGCCCCGGAGGCCAAGCCCGGCUCGGCUCGGGAGCGGGUCCCGGCCCGGUCCCCCCGUUCCCGCCGCUCUCGGCCCGGCUGCCCGGCCCCCCCGGCGGGGCGCUCGGUGCCGGUAGGGAGCGGGGCUCCGGCGGCCGCGGGGCUGCAGCAAAGCCCGGCCAAUGGCGGCGGCGGGGCCGGCAGAGCCGCGUUCCUCCCGCGCUCCGCCGCCGCCAUCGAGCUGCGCCCCGGCAAAGGGCCCGGGCAGGCAGGGGAGAGAGAGUGGGCGCCGCUGUCCCGCUUCUACGAUAGGUGGGCUGAGCCUAUACAAGAAACCUUUCUCCUCCAAUACCAGGUAAGUCCAGUCUUUGGAUAGUCCUUAAGGUUUCCAAAAGGAAAUAGCAUCAAUCAUGUUUUCUUCUUGAACAAUGAUGUCAUAUUAACAAGAAAACAGCUUGAUUUUCUGGUUCAUGAUAAUUUCAAACUACCGAAUAAAAUCCACAUCAAAUUUUUAGGGUUACCAUGGUUUUUACUUAGACAUAUACUUCCAAUAUUUAUUCCUUCUGAGAAGAAAUCAAAUCAUUUCAUGUUACAAAUUAAAUCACAGCUUCCAUCUCAUUGAAGUUGAUGAAAAAUAAACUACACUCUAUGGGCCAAAAGGUUUAGUUCUAAACACAAUUAGCAGUGUUUGUAUUCCAGACUCCACAUCUUUCUCGUUUGCAUCUUUUUCCCUUUUACAUUUAUCUUGUGGCUGUUACAAAUGCAGACUAUUCUAUGAAGCAUCCAGGUAUGCUCCUUCUUGUAG